GGGAGUGUUGAUACUGUUGUGAGCCACUUGUGUGGAACGUUCUCUUGCGUCUCAAUUAUUGAAGUGCAAUGCCUUCAAAGUUGGAAGUUUCUAAAACGUUUGAAGCGCGUUCUGAGCGAGUCAAGUGUGUUGAUCUCCAUCCGAAUGAGCCUUGGAUACUAGCCUGUUUGUAUGAUGGAAGUAUUAUUGUAUAUGAAUACAACUCCGGAGCGGUUAUCAAGUCCUUCGAAACCGUAGAACAACCUGUUCGUUGUGGGAAGUUUAUAGUACGGAAGCAGUGGAUUGUAGUUGGAGCAGAUGACUUGCAACUUAGAGUAUACAACUACAACACUAUGGAAAAAUUGAAAACUUUUGAGGCCCACGUGGAUUAUAUAAGAAGUCUAGCCGUACACCCUUCGCUACCAUAUGUACUUUCAGCAUCCGACGAUAUGCUUAUCAAACUGUGGAACUGGGAAAAGGGUUGGUUGAACACGAUGGUGUUUGAAGGUCACUCGCACUACGUGAUGCAAGUUGUUUUUAAUUCUAAAGAUCCGAAUACUUUUGCAUCUGCCUCUUUGGAUCGAACUGUUAAAGUAUGGAAUAUUUCUUCGUCGGUUCCCAACUUUACUUUGGAAGGCCAUGAGAAGGGAGUCAAUUGCUUGGAUUAUUUUAGUGGUGCAGAUAAGCCAUAUUUGAUAUCAGGAAGUGAUGACAGAACAGUCAAAGUGUGGGACUAUCAGACAAAAAGUUGUAUUCAAACUCUGGAAGGACACGCCUACAACGUAUCUUGUGUGGGUUUCCACCCUACGAUGCCUCUUAUUAUGAGUGGCUCCGAAGACGGUAUGAUUAUGAUGUACAACUCAUCAACUUAUAAACUGGAAACCAGUCUGAACUUUGGUUUGGAACGUGUUUGGUCUUUAUCCUAUGUGAAAGGUUCUAACAAAGUAGCAUUUGGUUUUGACUUUGGCACUGUAUUAGCCCAAGUUGGUAAGGAUAGACCUGUUGCCUCGAUGGACUCUUCAGGAAGAGUUGUGAUUGCCAAACAUAGCGAAAUACUCACAGUAAACUUGAAGAGUGUGGAUUCGAUGGUUAUCACAGAUGGAGAAAGACUACCUAUUGCUCCGAAGGAUAUGGGAAGUUGUGAAGUUUUUCCACAAGUUAUGUCGCAUAGUGCCAAUGGUCGAUUUGUAGCUGUUUGUGGUGAAGGCGAAUAUAUUAUUUAUACUGCUCUCGCAUGGAGAAAUAAGGCUUUCGGAAGUGCUGAAUCGUUUGUAUGGGACAAUGGUGCUGGCUUGUACGCAAUUCUAGAAAGUAAUGGAAGAAUACGAGUUUUUAAUAAAAUGUUUAAGGAAGUCAAGGUAAUGAAGCCAUCUUAUACAGUAGAAGAAAUUUUCGGAGGUGCUUUGUUGGGUGUCAAAGGAAGCGAUUUUGUGUGCUUUUAUGACUGGAAUUUGUUACAAAUCGUGAGAAGAGUAGAUAUCAAUGCAAAAGGAGUUUUCUGGUCAGAUUCUUCGGAGUUUAUGGCAAUUUCUGGUCCAGAGGCGUUUUAUAUUCUGAGGUAUUCGAGAGACGCUGUCAUGAAUGCAAUAGAAACCAAUCGAGGUCAACUUGGAGAAGAUGGUGUCGAAGAUGCCUUUGAAGUCAUUCAAGAAUAUCAAGAUCGUGUUGCUUCUGGAAGGUGGAUUGGUGAUUGUUUUUUGUAUACUACCACAGAUGGGAAACUUAAGUACUUGGUUGGUUCUGAGGUCUCCACUUUGGCACAUAUCGAUAGUCAAUUGAUAUUGUUGGGAUAUUUACCUUCCGAAAAUAGAGCGUAUCUUUUAGAUAAGGAAUGCAAUAUUAUUUCAUAUCAACUUCUUGUAUCUGUAUUGGAGUACAAACUUGCCAUCCUUCGUGGAGAUGAGAAAGCAGCAGAUCAGUUUCUUGAACAAAUUCCUCCUUCAGAGCGUACUAAAUUGGCACAUUUUUUGGAAUCUCAAGGAUGGUUAGAAAAGGCUCUCGAUUUAGCAACGGACCCUGACUAUCGUUGUGAAUUGGCUAUUAAGCUUCGUAAACUGCAUGUGGCAGUGGAAAUUGCCAAACAGUUUCCUUCAGAGUCCAAAUGGCGACAAAUCACAGAACUGGCACUUUCAUCUGGAGAUAUCAAUUUGACCGAAGAAUGUAUGAAGGAGUCUGGUGAUUUUAGUGGUUUGUUAAGCCUAUAUUCUGGCAAAGGAGACAUCGAAGGAGUCAACAAAGUGGCUCAAAUGGCAAUAACCAGCGGAAAGUUAAACUUGGCCUUUCUUUGUUUCUUUUUAACUGGUGAGACACAAAGUUGCAUUGAUACAUUGUUAAAAGCAAAGAGAUAUCCUGAGGCUGCUCUCUUUGCAAGAACAUAUGUGCCAAGCGAAAUGACGAGAGUGGCACAAAUGUGGCGUGAGCAUUUAAAAAAGGAAGGAAAUAUUCGCUUGUCCAAUUUGAUCGCAGAUCCUGUUUCGCACCCUCAUUAUUUUCCUGAAUAUGAUGAAACGUUACAAUUGGAAAGGGAAACCAAAAGCCGAAUAUCCUCAAGACUACAAGUUCCACCUCAACGAUGGAAAGAAUAUGAAGAUGAUGUGUUUGUUCCUCUUUCUUCGUUAUUGAAUCAUAUGGAUAAGUUGCGAGUUACCGAUGACCUUGCUGCAUCGACUGAAGCAUCUAUUGGAGACGAUUCAUUGCUGCGCACGGAUAUAAACACGGAAUGGGAUACAAGCGAAACCAAUGCUUCGGAAGAAGAUAAUCAUUUGCAGAAUGAUGAAAUGUGAUAAGGUUUCGUAGUCUCAUUCGUGAAAGUUAUUUGAUCACAAUAAAGGCAUUGAAUUUUGC
Molecule: messenger RNA, 2823 nt
Organism: Galdieria sulphuraria
Lineage: Eukaryota; Rhodophyta; Bangiophyceae; Galdieriales; Galdieriaceae
Product: coatomer protein complex, subunit beta 2
Exons: 3
Coding region: 69-2762 (897 amino acids)
Biological process (GO): retrograde vesicle-mediated transport, Golgi to endoplasmic reticulum; intra-Golgi vesicle-mediated transport; endoplasmic reticulum to Golgi vesicle-mediated transport
Cellular component (GO): COPI vesicle coat
Molecular function (GO): protein binding; structural molecule activity
Source: RefSeq, a predicted model, not a curated record